AUGCGCCGUAUCCUCCUCACCUCGUCGCAGGUGUCGUUCCUCAUCACCACGUUUGUCAUCGUCUCGUGCACCCUAGCGCUAUUCCUGAGCGGUUACAUAAUCCAGCAGCGCACCCUGCGCAACCUCCGAGCGUCGAUCCGACCGCGUCAGCCCCGGCCGAAACCACAGAUAUACUUGCCGGAGCAAUUCCAGACGACAAAGGGCUGA
This is a messenger RNA of Geosmithia morbida, 207 nucleotides long. RefSeq lists its product as uncharacterized. The record is from RefSeq and is a predicted model, not a curated record. NCBI's taxonomy places the organism in Eukaryota, Fungi, Ascomycota, Sordariomycetes, Hypocreales, Bionectriaceae. Bases 1 to 207 code for a protein of 68 amino acids. The transcript has 3 exons.